UUAUAUUGUGGACAGUGAAUACGCCCAUUGUAUCUUCUAUAAACCCACGUUGAAACGUAUUGUAAAGAAUGCAAUCCAAGACAUGAAGUGCCCAAAACAGGACUGUGGGACUGAAGGCACUGGGAAAUUCUGUCACAAAUGUGGCGCUAAGAGAAUAACAGAAGAAGAGAUUCUUCUAAGAAAACCGGACGUGAUUUUAUGUUCGGGGAUAGAUGAGGAUGGAAAGCCAUGUGGAUCACCUCUAAAACCAGAUCAGACGUUCUGCGAAAAUUGUGGAGCAAACGUUGUGGAAUUGGUAAAAAAUAGCUGCUGUGGAAAAUGUGGUAGUGUCAUAACCCCCGGAAGUAACUGCCUUAAAUGCAAAUCAAUUGGAAAUCAAGAUACAUUAGUACCGCUGGAAAGUUCACAAGCAGGUGAAAGUACACCGUUUCCUUCUAAGCCAACACUAGAAAAGGAUUAUUCGGGGACUUAUCCCCUAACAGAUAACUCGGGUUCACACAUAAGUGACAAUAAAGAUCCAAAACAGAAUGUUGCAAACAAAUAUGACUCUGAAGACAAGCAAGUCUUUCGUGAAGAUGACAAUCAAGAUCAACAGCAUAAUGUUGAAAACGGUAUGGGAUUCGCUGAGAAUAAGCAAUCCUUGGUCAUUGAAACAGGACGAAAAUCUACAAUUGAAACACAUGCCAAUGUAACAGAACCCCAUAAGCUGGAUAUGUUUAACAUUAACCAUUGUCUUAAUAGUAAACUUACGACAGGUGAAGACAAAAAAGGCGACGAUGAUCCCGUAACAAAUUGUGUAGCGAAGGAAAGUCAAGGCACCGAUGCACAGCGUACACAUUUUCAUAGUGAUAUCGACACAUGUAUGGAUGAUACCGCACACAAGACGCAAAACUAUGGCAUCAACCCAGUUAGCAUUAUAUCUGCAGAUAAGAUGGAUGAGUCGGAAACCUCUACAGACCCAGCUAAUUACAAAAAAGAUCUUCCAAAUGAAAUGCCAUGCAAUACCAGUAAUGACUGUUAUCAAGAUGCACCCAACGAUGAACAAGUUAAGGCAGUCAGCAAUAAAGAUUUACUUGACAAUGGCUCCAACAUAAACGAGAAAAACAAAACAGUACAUGAGCCUAUGUCGGAGUCAGACAAUAAUGCAGGAAGCGGAGUUGACUUCACCGACGGAUCUGAAUCUGAUGACUGCGAGAACAAUGAAUAUCUAGCGCCGGAAGUAAACGCCCAAAAUGUCACCGCUCUACCAAGCGCCACCAAAAAGACAACUAAGGGGAACAGCAGUACAAAGGUACGACAAAGGAAUAAACGAAAGAAGAAAAGAACAAAAAAUUAUAAACAGAGUGCGUUAGAAGAGAACCCGUCGAAGGUAUUUGGAUCCGUUAAUGAGGGUCGUUCAUCGAACGUAGAUAGUGGUCAAAGUGAAGAAACAUUCACAACCGAGCGACCAAGUUUUUUUCCAUCACAAAGUAAUGCCAACGCUAAUACCAAAGAGGACAAAGAUCAAAAGAAUUUAAAUUCUAUGUCAAGUGAUCAAAAGAUGGGAUCGAGGAAAAAUAAAAAUGAACAUCCGACUCAAAACGUAAACUCCAAAUCGACUGCGCCGAAUGUAUCGACGACCACAACACCAAAACAAAAUACAACAAAACAAUCCUCCGACGUCUUGCAUGUGGUUUUCCAUGUGCGUAUACCCGAUGAUAUUCUAGAUACUUCUGACUUCGAUGUUGCAAUUGUAUUUGGAUCUGAAGAGUUGGGAGGAUGGAACAAUAUGACACAUACAAUGAGUAAAAAAAGGUGUCAAAGGAAAUAUGUCGAAUGCAUACUGGAUAUAUACUUACAUAGGUACCAGCUCCAAAAUCCAAUUCAAUAUAAAUACUGUUUCGAUAUCCGACAUAAACAAGACUCUCAGAAGAAAGAAUACGUGUGGGAACACUAUCUUGACCGUAACAAAGGACAUGGCCAAGAUCAGAAUAGAAAGUUUUUUAUAGAUAAACACAUGCUACCAAAGGACGAUUCGACAUGGCAUCAGUACGAUGGUGUCGCUGUUCCAGCAACAGAUGAAGGGUUCUUACAACGCAUGGGUAGAGUUAUUAAAAAUACGCUUACUAGUGAAGAUAAAAAAGUUUCAAUGGAGAUUUGUAAGGCAUUUUUCUUGGAUUAUCUUCCGCCGCUGUUCAAAGUUCGAAUUCAAAGGGACGAAGACUUGCCAGUUAUUGGAGACGAAGUUGAGCAAGUUAAAAUGUUGAUGAAUGGACUGCGAAAGGUCUACGUUGUUGAUUACAAAUGCUGGCACAACUUUGUGGAGUUUAAGGACGAGACUAUCAAAAUUUACAUGGCCACUCUUUUGGAUGAAAUGUCAAAAGAUUCAUCUACUCAGUCGAGUACAGCGAAAGUCAUCCAAGCCAUAGGCGUGGCUAUUGCUUGUCAUAGUUUAGAGAUACAGUUGCCGGAUACGGCUUUGCGGAAGUUAUGUGAAUGCCUGUUGGUGUCGAUGGACAAAACAAAUAAGAGCGUUGUAGAAUGGGAACCAGUUAAAACGCUGGUUAAUUCAGAUAAAUUGAAGAAAGCUUUAACAUGGAUUGCAAAGCAGUUUACGUCAUUGAGAGAUGUGAAAGAUCCAUCAUGGAUGUACUGCCUUCCCCUUGUUCAUCUCGUGUUUGGAUUAUGUACUCCAUUUGAAGAAAAAACAAACGCCAUUGACCAUGCCAAUGAAAAACCAAGAUGGUGGGGAGUAGCUGAAAUACAAGAUGUUGUGGAAUCUUUUAAAUUAAACAACAACAAAUCUGUGAUUUCCCUUGACACAGUAGUGAAAAAGCUUAUUCCUUUAUUUGAAAUGGACUUCUACUUGCCGCGGUCUAUCGUUGCAUCAUUCAGCUGCUCCGACCUUCAUAAAUUAACCGAUCAAUGGGUUCCUAUAGAAGUGGCGUGUGCUGCCUUGGUGUACUGGACUAAAACGACCAAGGAAACAUGCCAUUUUCUCAAUUAUAACGAUUAUGAAAAGAAAGUCGAUGAAACAUUAAACGUAAUCGUGGAAAGAUUUCAGCGGGAAAGCAAUUCCGGAAAAGGAUUGAACUCGUCAUAUUGGAUGUCGCAUAAGAUAUCAUAUGAUUUGGUAAUAGAGGCGUUCAGUCACCACGCCACAAACAGAGUCUCAAAGAGGUUGCGCAGUGUGAAAAUAUUCCUUCACUCUAGCGCGAUGUAUUGUUCUUUCAAUACGGAAACCGAACAAAAAUCUAACGGUACGCGCCAAGACACUGAAUCAAGACAACUCAUCAAUACCGUUGUCACAAAAGGAAGCACUUUUCUCACAAAUAUAACAAAUGCUGAGCACCUAAUUUGGGGAUUGGAAGAAACUUUAAAGAUUUGGAAUUCAGCAUUCAUUGAAGAUCCUCGUGGGGAUCCUGUACUUCAGGAAUGGAAUGACUCCAUAUCAACAAAACUCCAGACUGUGUUAACACAAAUGUGCACGUAUAGCUUAACGAGGGAAGAAUUCAUAGCCCACUUUUGCAGAGAUGGCGACAAAUACAACACAACUAUGCAUGCAUGCCUCAACAGCAUCGCAUUUGAGGUCAUUGAACACGUCCUGUGUUCAUAUUCCCCGAUAGGCGACACUGAACGGAUUCGAUACAGUGAUCUACUAUCAAGAUUUCUCAAUGAUAAUUGGGAAAGAGCGUACAAGACACACGUUGCAAACUACAUUUUGCAUCUUGCUAUAACAUGGUCGCCAAUGAAGCACUUUGUUAAAAUACAAAAUCAGCAAACACUUACCUUCCAUGUAGGAUGUGUCGACAAAAUACAGCAAGUAUGUGCGACAAUCGAAAGUAUUCGCUACUCAAUACACGUAGGAUCAGUGGAUGUUAGGAUGUUAAAGUAUAUACAAGAACACUUAGAUCCUUUCUGUGACUUAGUUGCACUAAUGCAUAAAGAUGGUACCAUACAAAGACAGGUGACUUCUAGGUUGAUUCAUCUACGAAUGAAAGAGGUUGAAUCUUAUAAUAUUCUUGCAGAAUUAAUGAGGCGCUUUAUGACGUUGUGUCAACAGUUUCAGGUGGACACUUUGGACUUAAAGGCCAUUUUAGCCAAGGACACGGACAAACUUCAACUUCUAUCAAUUUGUGAUCCAAAAGCAGCACAGACUAUUGAUGCGUCAGUGAUAUACGAACCGUGUAUAGUGCCAUUUAAGUCCUAUCAACGUGUAAUAGAUGUAGUUUGCCAAGCUGAACAAUGCAUCGACAGCAUAGUGUUCAUGCAGAUGUGGGAAGAAUGUCAGCAGUAUCACAAACGCCCUUUCACCAUUGAUGAGAUUUUAAAGGAUGUUUGGUUGCCAACAGUGUUAAGAUGGAAGCUAUUCGGGGAGAAACUGCGAUCUGGGAAUAUUUUGGUUGACGAUGUUGACAGACAAUUAGCUUCUGCAUUUCAAGAACAAGAUGAGAAGCUUGAACGGGAAAUUACCGUCUUCGAUAUUCCAGAAAAAAUGGCGAAGUUACGGAUUUCCCAGAUUAAACAAUGGCGACAGCUUCGCGCCUGUGUUGAUGGUGCACUUGCUAUUUUAAAAUUACAGACACAUUGCGGUCUCAAGGGAGAUUUCGAGCCGAUCAAAAAAAUUGCUCGUUUCAAACAAAAAACAUUCGAGAUGAACGAGUUUGAUAGUAAUCUGAUGAAGACGUGUAAGCUGUUGCAAGAAAUAACACCGGACAAGUCAAAGUGUCUUGAGACGUUUUGUGAAUGCGGAGACCUUAUCAAAUGGUUACAGGAGUCCAUGGGAGAAUCUGGGCAAAAAGAGUUAAAGGUAUUUGUUGACCUCGCCAUGAGUUCGGUUGGAGAUGAUCAAAAUAGAAUUGUCAAUGUCCAGUGCCUACAUUCGGCGGUCAUCGGAUAUUCCCCGUUGAUAUUUGACCUUAAGCCAGAGCAUGGUUUCUUAGAAGUGCGGAAAAAUUGCCGGAUUGUGUGGAAAGAGUUCUCAGCCAAUCCGAAAUUACCCAAACAAUUGAAGGAUAUUUCUAGUCAGCUUCCUUGGCUGAAGGAAAUUCAGAAAGCGCACGGUUCCGUUAAAGUCACGUCACUGAUGCAAGCAGAUGCGAUUACUUCUGAUGGAAUAUUUACAGUAGGAUUUACACAUGGGAGUGUCGAAACGAUGACUGGAGACAUUAUUACAGCUACAUUACCACAGCAAGACAAGCAGUACGAUUUCCGACAGUUGCAGGAUCUUCAGAGUAGACUCAUGUUAGUGGCUGGUAGAAAUCAACUUACAGCUAAGGAAACGGGGGUUAGCGUUGAAAUGUACUCUUUGAUUUUAGACAGCGUGACACGUCUUGGAAAUGUUUUAAGAAAGCUCCGUAAAUCAGGAUGUGUCUUGUUUAAUUCAUGGAAAAGUCAGUUUUGGUGCAAGCAAGAUAGGCGGAUUUGCGUUGAAAUAUCAAUUGGAAACGACAAAGAUCUACCAAAACUGGUUGGAAGGACUAACCAGUCAGAAAAAGUGCAACACCAUAUUCCUGAAAUCGCGAAGUUCUUGGAAAAAUGUCUGGAUGAAUGGUUGGCGCACAUAAAACAGAAUCGAAGCGAAUUUUACUUUUUAAACUUUUUUACCACGGAUCAACUUGAUAUUCUUCAACAAGAGCUCGCAAAAAUGGGAUCUGAACGAAUGCUUUCGCCACACGUUUUCUCACUCCUUUCGGCUGUGAAAAAUGAUUGUAAAUUAGCGGAUUUGGAAACAGCACUUAGAGCUGCUCAAUUGGAAGUACUUACCAAGUUAUCAAAGCAGCGACCUGCAUUGGACACACUUGAUAACGCAGAGCAAACCGAAGACAGCGAUAAAAAGAUUAAAUCUUACAAUCAAAGAUCAACGUUUGUUAAAGAACUUGUUGAUAUUGGUUAUGAUAAAACUUUGGCUGAAAUGGCACUGGAUCAUGUCCAUGAGGAAGAUAUUUCUUCCUGUGACCUUUCAGAAGCCAUAUUGUGGUGUAUGCAACAAAGCUGUGACAAAAAGGAAGAGAACAUGAAAACGGAAAACAAUGGUCAACAACCUAAUGAGCAGUUUGAACUUACAGCCUGGAAUGCACCAUCAUCGUCCACACUAGUUUCGAUCAUUGAAACAUCACUAAGGCGAACGUGUCAAAAAAGUGAUGACGGAGUGAGGCCGUUGAUUGGAGAUCUUACAGAUCUUUGGACACAUUUUCUUGAUUCUGUGUCAUCCAGCAUAAGUGACUUCAUCGGGCUUAAACAUUUGGGUAUUUUUCUGAAGCAUCUGGCAGUGGCGGAGACUGAAAGCGUGGAAAGGAUGUAUGCUUCCAACUAUAAAGUGGGAGAACCAAAUCUCAUCGUCUGCCCUGCAGGCGAAAUCCUCAAGGUGACGUUAUCCAUUUACAUGCACGACAAGAAACAGCCUCUUCCGUUGUCAGACGAAGUCCUCGUGUGCCACACAGACACGACAAUUGAUGAGAUUGAAAUAUUCUGGCGUCGGGCAGUUUUUGCUGAUGGAAGAAAGAUUCAUUGUGUCGUACAUGCCGAUAUUCUAAAUUACGACGUUGGCGAGGCCGCGGAAAGGAGUUUGCAUGACUUAAUUUUGGAAACAUACCAUAAAACCGAUAUGAAAUAUCGUCUGUUCAUCAUUUGCGGAUCGGACAAUGAAUAUCGGUGUCCGUUGGUGUCCUCAUUAGGCAAGUUUAUUCGACAAGUUCAGACAGUCCACCAAGAUGCGGUGAAGAAAUAUGUGGAAGAUAAAUUAGUGGUGCCAGUGAACAGAAUUCACACGGUAUCGUGUGUUGACUUCAAACGAUGUUCUGCACGCCUUGUCUUGUCAACACGAGCCGGUGUUGGAAAAACCUUAUAUGUACAGCGGCAGACUCAAGCCAUGACACAAAAAUUUGCCAGAUCGAAAGAAGUUGAGUCAAAAGUUGUAAAAAUACCGUUACAAGAGAAGCACAUCAGCAUGCAAGAAGUUAUACAAGAAUUUCUUAAACACACGCCGACAUCAGGGAAGCGGAGCGUACGCCUGUUUCACUUAGACAUUUCUCAUGAGGUUCAAGAAGGCAUUGACUUGCUACUGUUCAAUCUUCUUAUCCUCAAUUGUUUGAUGGACAAAAGCGGAUAUGUGUGGCGUAGAAGUUUGGACGACUUAUAUCUGAUUGAAACUUUACCUAUUAUGAUCCACGACACUUCAAGCAAAAACGAUUACGCUCACCAAAUAUUUGGCAUUCUGCCCGAAGUUACGUGUAGAUCACCGAGCGAGAGCUUAAACAUCUACAGCGGUAUUUCUCAAGUGGCAAAUAUAGGGCUUAGACAAACGGAUCAGCUUUUUGACGAACAGAAGUUUCGUAGUCCGGUAUUUCAGCGUACUUAUCAAUACUUGCGAAGGUUGGAUUUAGGAAAACAAUUGACCGAUGUUGAUGCCCAAAACCCUGAAGGAGAUCCGAAUACGUGCCUCGGUGUUCUUUUACGUCGGUGUGGCGUUAUCAACCCGUCGUGGUCAGAACUGCAAAACUUUGCUUGGUUUCUUAACACCCAACUUGUUGAUUACGAGAAUAAUCAGUUUGUAAGCAAUGCAGCCAGUGAAGACCUCCCUGGAUUUGCAACGUUUGUUCUUCGAUUUCUCAUGCAAAUGUCAAAGGAUUUUGCAACCCGUUCACUUCAUAUAAGUGAGGAAAGUCCGUUUACAUCUUUCUCGAAUGACGCAGAUGAAACGAUGGUAGACGAAGACAUUCUAAAUAGACUUGCACUUCGGAGAACCUGGGAAAGCAGCCCGCACCCGUACCUGUUUUUCAACUCGGAUCACUUCACAUUCACGUUUUUGGGCUUUUUCAUUGAUAAAACGACGGGUAAUUUGAUUGACCUACAGACUUCACAUGUACUUGAACAAGCAAUUAUGGCUCCUAAUUUGUACGAUGCCCUUGUUAGAAACAGAGUUCCACUCCAAGAAAACUUCGAUAAUCUGCAGCGAGACCAGAAGAUAUUGAAAUUGUGCAAUGUUAUGGGCAUCGACGUACCACAUGAUCCAGACAGUACCUAUGAGCUAACAACAGACAAUGUCAAGAAAAUAUUUGCGAUCUAUAUGAAAUUUAGAAGUGGCAUUCCUGUUGUCAUAAUGGGUGAGACCGGAUGUGGUAAAACACGACUGGUCAAGUUCAUGUGUGCCCUGCAGUGUCCACCAGGAGUAAACGUCAACAAUAUGAUUCUGAUGAAGGUGCAUGGUGGAACAAUUAAAGAAGAUAUUAAACGAAGUAUCAAGAAAGCGGAAGAACAAGCCAGACAAAACGUUCGCAUGAUGGCUGAAUACAAAACGAACAUAUACACUGUAUUGUUCUUUGAUGAAGCGAAUACCACUGAGGCAAUUGGACUCAUUAAAGAGGUCAUGUGUGAUAAAUCUAUUUGUGGUGAACCACUGAAGUUCUACGAGAACCUAAAAAUUGUAGCUGCCUGUAACCCAUACAGGAAGCAUCCUGAUGAGCUAAUCCACAAACUGGAACAAGCUGGUCUUGGAUAUCAUGUUGACGCUGACGAAACAACCGACAAGCUGGGUCGAGUUCCGAUGAGGCGACUGGUGUAUAGAGUUCAACCGCUACCGCAGAGUUUGCUGCCUUUGGUUUGGGAUUUUGGACAAUUAAACACGGACGUGGAAAUUUUAUACGUCCGACAAAUGGUGAAAAGAUAUAUCGAUGAAGACACUCUUCCCGAUUCAAGAUCUUUAGUUGACGUUAUGAGCAGGAUUCUAAUAGAAUCACAACAGUUUAUGAGAGAACAAAAGGAUGAAUGCAGUUUUGUGUCGCUGAGGGAUGUACAAAGAGCGCUGCUGGUUAUGGCAUGGUUUUACGAGCAAGCGGAAAACAACGGGGUUCUUUUUGAGAUGAUGAACGCAAGGCUGUCCAACGAAUAUACAUCUGAAGCUCAAAAUAGCGAAGAUGAAGACAACCAUGCAAAUGUGGGUUUAGAUAAGUUAACAAGAAGUCUAGUGCUCGCUCUUGGAGUGUGUUACCACGCUUGUUUAGGCACAGAGAAGCGCCGAAGAUACAGAAAAAGGAUCUUCAAAUGCUUUAGAGAUCCAUGUGUAUUAACAAGAGGGGCGAACCAAAUAGCAGAAGAAAUCGAAUGUUGCCAAGAUGUAUUCCUUGACAAUGUUUCACUUGACAACAAUAUUGCAAGAAACACGGCGUUGAAAGAAAACGUCUUCAUGAUGGUUGUUUGCAUCGAGUUGCGAAUACCACUGUUUCUUGUUGGCAAGCCCGGAAGUUCGAAAUCGCUCGCGAAAACAAUUGUGGCUGAUGCAAUGCAAGGAAAUUGUUCUAAAUUUAAGCUGUUCAAACAUUUCAAACAGGUACAGAUGGUUUCAUUCCAAUGCAGUCCGUUGGCCACUCCGGACGGUAUUGUAGGUACUUUCAGACAGUGUGCUCAGUUUCAAGAGGAUAAGGACUUGAAUACUUUUGUUUCCGUCGUUGUUUUGGACGAGGUCGGAUUGGCAGAGGACAGCCCUCGAAUGCCAUUGAAAACAUUGCACCCACUGUUGGAAGAUGGCUGCCAAGGGAAGGAAGAACCAAAACCAUUCAAAAAGGUGGCAUUCAUUGGCAUAUCCAAUUGGGCGCUCGAUCCAGCGAAAAUGAACAGAGGUAUAUUUGUCCAAAGGGAAGUGCCUGAAAUAGACGAACUGACGAAUAGCGCACUAGGCAUAUGCCAUCGUAACAAAGUUAUUCAGCCGUUAAUAAAGCCAUUUAUUGGGCCACUAUCAAAAGCUUAUCUGGACGUGUUCAAUGACGCUUCCAAACAGAUGCGCGAAUUUUAUGGGCUUCGCGACUUUUACAGUCUUGUGAAAAUGGUUUGUGAUUUCGUCGAAGAAUCUAAACAACCACCAACAUGGUUUGAAAUGCUUCAUGCAAUCAAAAGAAACUUCGGCGGACUUGAAAUGGUUAAUCCUGAGAUACAUUUUCAAAGGCAUCUUCGUCAUGUAAUGAAUUGCAGUGGAGCUCACCGAGUUCGUGACCCAGACUGUAGCCCAAAAGGAUUGAUUGAAGCAUGCCUCUUCAAUGCUGUUCAAUUUAAAGGAGAAAGUCGUUACCUGUUGUUGCUCACCGAGAACUACGGGGCUUUGUCAAUCAUACAGCAACACAUAUUUUCAAAACAAAGAGAAAUCAGGCCAAUAACAAUUUUUGGAAGUAGUUUCCGAAGUGACCAAGAAUACACCCAGGUCUGUCGAAACAUCAACCAGAUCAAAAUCUGUAUGGAGACGGGAAACACCGUUUUGUUACUGAACUUAGAAAAUCUUUACGAAAGUCUGUACGACGCAUUGAACCAGUACUAUGUGUACUUCGGCGGUGUGCGUUACGUGGACCUUGGCCUGGGGACACACAGAGUGAAAUGUCCCGUUCACCAAGAUUUCCGGCUAAUCGUCGUUGCUGAGAAGCAGAUAGUGUAUAAGAAGUUCCCGAUUCCACUGAUCAACAGGCUCGAGAAGCACUUCUUGACAAUCAAUUCAAUUCUGGAUGAGAGACAGAUACAGCUCGCAAAGAAAUUGCAGGAAUGGGCUCAUAUGUUUGCCACAGAAACUAAUGAUUCCAUACGAGGACCAACAUUGCGGCAUGCAGGAGAUGUAUUCAUUGGGUUUCACGAGGACACGUGCUCUGCAAUUAUAUUGCACGUUUUUGAAAAGAACGAACAUAACAAAAUUAAUGAUCAGGAUGUUAUAGAAGAAGGAAAGCAACUUUUGCUUUGGUGUGCUACGCCAGAAUCUUUGGUCUGUAACAGUCAACUUGACCAGGCUGAAAAAGACAGAAUGACCAAGUACUAUUACGAAAGACAGGCACACGAUAGCUUCAUUCACUAUCUGAAACAUGUGAUUGAGAAAGUGAAGUGCAAGGAACUAUUUGCUCAGCUGACAUGCCAUUCAAAACUUCUGGCUGGAAAUCACGUGAAAGAGAUAUUGAAAGAAGUUACAAUGUUUCGCAGAGUGGAAAUACUAUCUUUAUCGUUGUUUGACACUGAGCAACAGUUCAGUAUUCGAGUACAACAAACCCUGACGACAGCAACAAAAGAGGCUACAUUGCUGAUUAUUCAAUGUGAUUCCGGGGACGUUAAUGCUAAACUGAUUGCUUGCGCAAGAUACUGUGUUAUAAGUGAGGUUGUUAAAAUACGAGACCACCAUAAUCCGUCGUUCUUUGUGGUGUUUAUUGUGCAACUACCUAGAAAAGCUGGCGGAUGUUUUAGUGAUUUUCAGUGCGGAGUUUGGCAUUCGGCACACAUUGACGAUUUGUUUGUUGAAGAUGAUAGCUUGCCUCCUAUAAACUAUCUGGAAAACAAGCGUAUAAGUGAUAUAUUUUCCGGUACUUUGACACAUCAGCAUCCAGGACCUGUGGACAACAAACAUGUGAUGGGUACAUUAAAAACUCUUCAAGAUGUUUCCGACGAGCAUAUUGAUAUACGGAACAAAUCAGACAACAUGGAAAUAGAAAUUUACUCACGAGACAGGAAUCGAUCGAUUGCAAUUAAUGACAUUACGAUUCCUAAAGCACCCAGUCUUUAUUCAAUGCAACAUGCCACUUACAUGUGGGGAUUGGUUAGACAUUGUGUUCAACCUGCCUUGUCAAUGGUGAAAGAUUUACAGAAUACUGAACCAAGGGAAACCAAACGAGUUGAUAUUGUUCUCCGUGCAUUGCCCGAAUGCUCCAGUGAUAUGGAGAUCACCCACAAAGCUCUCUUUACUAAUGGACUCGUCGUGUGGAUUGUGAAACUAUUCAAAGAAAAAGAACGUGAAACCGGAUUUCUCUCUGAUCAAUGGUUGAUACGAAAUGCGGCUGCAAUGAGAAAUAUCAAUAAGAAUGGAACACUGAGGAGAUCAUGCUACAAUACAAUCGUUUCAAAAGUCGCUCCAGUUUUUGCCAAUGUGUUUGCCUUUCUUGACACAAACAGCAACAUGGAUUUAAUCGAGUGCGAUAUUCCUUGGAAACGCGAAGUCUGGCUCAAGUGCUUGAAUCUCACACAUGUACUUCCACUUAAGUACACCGACUGUCAGUCGCUGGCGGGCGCAGAUGAACUAAAAGAAUUGCUGGUGAAAGGUACAGGGUUUGAAGGACAUGGCUUCAAACUACGAUUUCCAUUCUCGUGGGUUGUGAUAGAUGUGGUCGACGAGUUAGUCAGGGAUAUUGUUAUUGAUACAGUUGAAGUGAAAGAAAUGAUCAGCAAAUGCGUAACAGCUCUCAAAGCGUCCCCUGUAGGACAGAUAUUGUCUCAAUUUAGCAGCAGCACACAGCCGGAUCCGCGUGAAAUUUUGCAAGACUAUAUUCACGACUUUGUGCAAACCGUUUACAACGCUGGCACUGAUUCAGAGCUAAAUAUUGUGUGCGAACAGAUCAUGUCGAGAUCGAUCAGCGUCGCCAAUGAAAUAGGCGGAAGUAAUGAUCUGAUUUGCCACUCUAUUUGCUGUCGCUUUGCAUACGAGGAAAUGUCGUUUAAGCUGACUUUUUUCCGAUGUAUAAAUAAUGUGUGGCCGUCUUGCAGCUCUAAAAUAGUUGAAAUCAGAAAUACCACCCCAGGCCAUUUUAUGUUUAAAGAGCAUGAAUUUACAUUCUCAGCCUUGUGCAUGCUUCUUGAGGAACUCACUCCUAAACCAAAUGAGCUUGACAAAACAACAUCGCGUCAAGACUGGAUCAGUAAAGUGUACACAUAUCGCCAUGUUGUCGAAACCAUGUUAAACAUCAAGCAGAACGAUGUUCGUUACGGUUUGCACAGUGAGAACACAAUAAGAAGAGCUAGAUCGCUGUGGAACCGCGUUCUGGCAAUGAAGCUUUUUAUUGAAAACGUGUGUGUACCAGAAUCGGAGCAAGACAUCACAAUCAGGAAUUGCAUGCCACUUUGGAAGUUACUUGGUGAUGAUGUCGAUCUUGGCGGACCAAAGUCGUUCUCUGCUGUCGAAACUUUCCUUAAAAUCUGCAACUUAACGGCGCUGAAAGAAACAAUUGGCUCGGAAGUUAAGUGUUAUAAAUGUGAAGAAAAUAUUCAAUGCGCACCCGUAACGCUCCCAUGCCAAAAGAACGACAAGAUAUGUCAGGCAUGUUUUACGGAGAUGAAAGCACUGAGAGACUUCAAAUGUCCACUUUGCAAAGAACCAUUUCCUAUAGAUUGGGUACCAACUAAUAAAGAGGAUACAAUACUUGUCAACAAGCUGCGGCGAUACCAACAGCGUUGCAAUACAUUUUUCUUGGAGGUCGUCUCGCAGUUGAGUUUUGCCUAUGGAAAUGCGUCUGAGCAAGUUAUCACCAAACUUCUUGGUUACGUAACAUGCAAAACCAAAACUGGCAAGGUUUUUACGAAAAAUAUCAGUAUGAUCGACACGGGCUUAGACCCGAAUCCCGUUUUCAGGUCGUUUCUGUUGCGGAUGUUGCUUAAGUCAAGCGAGGAAAGGUAUGUUUCCAGUUAUAUCAGCCAGUUCCUGGAAAGCACGACAAUAGAUACGGACACAAACCCUAAGGAGAGAAUUGACAUUUAUUUGCUGAUUGUUCAAUGUUGGGAGGACACGCAGUUACAGUAUAUUGAACAAAGUGGAGAAUCAAGACUGACUAUUGCCUGCGAUUUGUUUCGAGAUGCUUUUGAAAAGAUCAACAACCACCGGUCAUUGACUGAACUACUUUAUGGUAUCGCAACUGCAAGAGCAUGUCUAUCUGAAACAGCACGUUGCUUAGCGGAACUUGCCGAGGAGGAAAAACAUACUAUUACCGGCGAUAUGCUAAAAAUUAUUCAAGCUGCUAAAGAAUUGUGUCACAGUCAUAAUAAAGAAACAUUGAAGGUGUAUCUAUUGAAAAUCUUGUGCCGUCGUUACGGCAUACAUAUAUAUCAAAGAUUAUCGAAGUCUUGUGCGCAUAGUUUGAAUUGGGUGGCAUUUGAGGGCAGAUCAGAACAGAUGCAGGUUGAGGUAGCAGAUAGAUACAUUGUCUUUGGGGAGACAUACACACGUGUAAGAGAAGCCGUUGCAAAAACACUUCUUGGAGAAGAUAGUGGGAUACUUCAAGACUUAUUGCAGAAAAUACAAAGUCGGAAUGCACAUUUAGAAACCGUCGUGCAGCUAGCUGUGCACAGAGAGGUAACAUGUGCACAUGUCAGACAAUCAUUCACUAAACCGAAAAAGGGAAUUCAACGCCUACAUAAACUACUUGUGGCUUCCGAAGUCGUGGAAGACAAGGAGCUCAUGCAGAGGCUUCUGAAUAACAACCUUCAGCCCCCGUUGUUGGUCAUGAAACCUCAAUCGAGUAUGGAGCAACAGGGCGUGCAGUGCUUAAUGACACACUUCAAAAUCACCAUGUCAAAAAUUCAAGAUGAGUCGACAUUACUUUUCCCUUUCAAGGCGUUGAUCGAUGGAAAUCUUAUUAUCCAGAGCAUGUUUCUACCGACCAUGCCACAGGAUGACUUGGAAGACAUACACAAUGCCAUGCUCAGGAACCGAGGAGGCGAAAAUCCUGUUGUUUAUCGAUGCCCUAAGGGUCAUCCCUACCUCAUCGGUGAUUGCGGACGUCCAAAUUCGACUGGUUUUUGUCCAGAAUGUCGGGAACAAAUCGGUGGGGCGGGACACAAAGCAUUGCCAGGAAAUGUUUUGAAUAACCAAGGGGAUACAACAAAACGAGGACAUGUCCUCGGCAGGAGCAAUAAAAGUGGAAUUAUUCAGCCAGAGAGAGAUAUGAAACCCACUUACUGCACAGCUGUUCGACUCUUCCUUCAUAUGGCCUUGUACCUGGGUCCAGUGGAGGAUAUACAGAAAAUUAUACAGCCAGAAAUACCGGCCAAUCAUGUGUCGCAGUUUUUACUGGAUCACAUAAACGCAAACAUCGUCGGUCUCCAGAAAGCGCUCGGUCGAAGUCCAGAUGAUAUCAUCCUGCUGAUGCAUGUCGUUGUUCACCACAUGAUGCAUCAAGCUGGAAAAGCUCUUCCACAAAGGCUGACUCUUCUAUCCUCAAAGGCAGAUCGCAAAGCAUGGGAAAAUGAUUUUUGUUCGACUGUAUUACGUAACGUACUUGGGAGCGCUGAACUCUGGCUUACCAAUUUAAACAACCGUAUUGCAACUGAUCAAAGAAUAGGAGCCGAUCCACUACUGUGCUUGAUAUACGAAACGGACAACACGCAGGAAAGUGAAGACACAGACAAUCUGCUGAAUGUCUCACGAAUGUGGCGAUUUCGAAUCCCAAUUACAAUUGAACAUAUGCGCCAAGUAUUGGAUUCGAAAAUUCAGGACUUAAAGCCAAAGCCGCGUGUCCUGCAACGUUUUUUGCUCGAGGAUGACAUACUCCAAGCACUGCGAUAUCUUCCCAAUAUCAUGCUUCUUCAGCGAGCACUUCUUCAAAAACUCCAGAAGAAACUUGACAGAGCUGAAGCUAAUGCGCAACUUAAAGUUAGGGAUAUAAAGAAAGAUAAUCUGGCCGGACAUGACACAGAGAGGUGGAUAGAUGAUUUUUCAAAAGCAUGGGAAAUGACACGACUGCGUCUAUCAUCAGGUUGUGCUACCAAGUUUGGGCGAGUGACCGUUCCAGAGGAGUUUUGCAGAGAACGAAUAACAGACAACACUCCACUCGCCGUCCUUUUACCGGCGACGAACGGUCCUGGAUUGUGUUCCUAUGCCAUGCUUGAUCUCCUCUUUAGGAAACAGAACGAGUUGAUUGACUUCUACGGUUCCGAAACGGAGAGACUACAUUCACUUUCUUCAAUCGCACCAAUGGCUGUGACCUCCGCACAUCUGAUCAGCUACGACCACGAACAUGACUUGAUGCCCCUGGUUUUGGCCAACUGUCAUUAUUCCUUUGAGAUGGGCGUCGGGACCAAGAUUGAGUAUGACUUUGCUGGCAUGGAAAGACAGCUUAUGGACAGGCUUCUUUACUCCAAGUCGAAGAUAGAAAUCCAUCAAUACCUGAAGGUCGACCUGAUGGUUUACAGAACAGAAGUGACGAACGUCUCUGUUUUCAACAAACUUCGGGGCAACAUACCACAGGAACACUUAAAUCAUGCUGUCAAAAAGCAGAUUUUUGAAGAACUACGAUCAUUGCCCGACGUGUGUGAAUCGCUUGACAAUUUAGAUAUUGCUAUUAGCUUCCUAAAGACGACUGGCGGUGACCCAGCUAUGCCAAUACACAGGUUCAUAGAGGAAACGCUACGAAUGGACAAAUCUCUUUUGAGUCAAAAGGCCCGGCAAACUUGCGAACUUCGACAUGCCAGAUCGUUGUGGUUGCUGUUGUCCUUUCUUAAGUCAAGACUUCUUGUUGAUUAUCGACACGCAACCGAGGCGGUUUUUGAAACGUUGCCUAAUGGUUUCUACGAAGAUCUACCCGACGUAGUAAAAUCAAGCUUUGGAGAAUACAUGAACAAUCUAAGCACUGAGAAGUUAUCAAAUCUAUUGGAGCUGCUUCAUGAAUUUCUAAUUCUCAGAGUUUGCGUUCAAGAGAAUCCUGAUGACGAUGAUUUUGUGGAUACCAAUAAAUACAGAUUAUUUGAAAGCCUGAAGGAGUACAUUGAGCUAAGCGAAUCGCCAGUGCUCGAACCUGUCAUUUUGAAUGGAAGUCCAACGGGAUUGUUGUAUGAACACGGUGCAAAGGCCUGGGUACUGGCGUACGAGACGCUUUUGAGGAAAAUAGGAACCAGGCGUCGCUCCUGAUAUACAGAAAAAAAAUACUGACGUCAGGAAAUAUAAAUAAACCGAUAUACAGAAAACACAUAUAAUAAGAAAAUAAAAUAAAUUAUUGUUUAAAGACAAUAAUGUUUACAGUUUUUCACUAUUUUUCUUUGGUCGCAAAUAUGUCACCUAUGACUAUGCAUGUUUUGUUUCAGUGCAUAUUUGCAAUGACAUUAUUGAUUGAAUGAAUUGCAGUAAAAUCACAAUAUAGUUUGCAGUGGUACAAUAUGUGUGAAAAUGCAAGUGUGUGUACAUAUAUUUUCUAUGAUAUCGUUGAAUGGCUAAAUUGAAAUAAAGUUUGCAUUGUUGCAAUAUAUGUAUGGUGUGACUAUGUUUGUUUUGUGUCUGUAAAAAACUGUAAACUGUCUUUGUUUACUGGCUGUUUACUUUUCUAUUGUUACAUAAAAUUGCAGUUAUAUAUUCCUGCUAUAUUUGAUAUAUACAAUUUAUGAAACGCAUUGUCGUAAUAUAUUUGUGUUGCC
Molecule: messenger RNA, 17109 nt
Organism: Dreissena polymorpha
Lineage: Eukaryota; Metazoa; Mollusca; Bivalvia; Myida; Dreissenidae
Product: E3 ubiquitin-protein ligase rnf213-alpha-like
Exons: 97
Coding region: 83-16609 (5508 amino acids)
Molecular function (GO): ATP hydrolysis activity; ubiquitin-protein transferase activity
Source: RefSeq, a predicted model, not a curated record